CACGACUCCGCCUUGUGCUGCUGGGUGAGCAUUGGCACUGCUGCUCACCACCACCUCAACAAUCCGCACACGCUCUCACGCUCGAGGCCAGCUGGACACACGGACACUUAUCGGCGUCGUCCCUUCAUUCCUCAGCAUCACCGCCGCCAUGUCCGCGCGAUUCGGCCUCCGCGCUGUGCAGAACAGCUUCCGUCAGCCCGCGCUUCGCCAACAAGUCAACACCUUUGCUCAACGACGAGCCCAAUCAACGGCAACAAAUGCUGCAGAGGCAGCAAAGACCGAGCAGUCGGGAUUUGCCAAGCUAUGGAACUCUCCUGUUGGGCCGAAGACGGUGCACUUCUGGGCUCCCAUCAUGAAGUGGGGCCUCGUCCUCGCCGGUGCCGCUGACUUCGCUCGUCCCGCUAAAGAUCUUUCGCUCUCACAAAAUUCAGCCCUCAUGGCCACUGGACUGAUCUGGACACGAUGGUGCUUCGUCAUUCGACCGCAAAACAUGUUCCUGGCCAGUGUGAACUUCUUGCUGUUCUGCGUUGGCGCUACGCAAACCACAAGAGUAUUGAUGUACCAGCGGAGUUUGGACGGAAAGUCCGUGGGCGAGGAGAUCAAGGACGAUGCGAAGCAGGAGGCAGGAAAUCUCGAGAAGGCGGUUGAGAAGGCAGAGGCAAAGAUUGCAGGCAAGUAGGUGGUGCCAUACCGAGACGGUUGAUUCACGCGAACGACACGGGCACAGAUGUGAGAAACCACAUUCUGUGUCGCAGGCAGUGGCUUGCUUGAUCAGCGACCAUUUCCCUAUACCGGAGCUAGGAGUCUGUAUUGAUUAAUUCAAGCCCGUGUACAUUGCAGCAGCUUCCUUUUGUAUAUAACGACUGGGACGCAUUCAGAUCUUUGAAAAGGGACAACCUUUACCGGUACGAGAGCUUUUGAAGCUCUGAUUUUCACGACCAGAAGCUA
Messenger RNA from Cercospora beticola, 948 nucleotides. RefSeq names its product mitochondrial pyruvate carrier family protein. Gene Ontology annotation, biological process: pyruvate import into mitochondria. Lineage: Eukaryota; Fungi; Ascomycota; Dothideomycetes; Mycosphaerellales; Mycosphaerellaceae. The record is from RefSeq and is a predicted model, not a curated record. Gene Ontology annotation, cellular component: mitochondrial inner membrane.